GUUAGAUUUCUCUCUCUCGAUCUGAGUUGUUGAACUCUCUGUGAAUAGCGACAAUAGUCUUUGGACUUGACCUCCGGCGGAGUUUCUGGAUUCCUUUUUCUUUUUAUAUGGCCUUUUGAGUUUGCUUAGAUCACGUUCCUGUGUGCUUGUAUGAAAAUUUGAGUUUGCGGAAUAAGAAGCUCGCUAGGCCCGGCCCAAAUCCGAUACACCGACCCGACAUCCACUCUGUAUUGGUGAAGUCGGAGCGGAACGGAUUUACAGAAUCGGAGGCGGAGGCGGAUUCUGGUUUCGAGCCCUCCUGAUUAAGUUGGAGUCGCUGCACACCCUACAAAGUGUAAACCAUUGUUAUUUUACACCUGCCAAGUGCUGGAUUUCUUCCUUCGUCUUCAAUUCAGAAAACUGUAAUUAGGGUUUCUACGUCUUCGUCGAAUAGAUUCAUUUUCUAUGCUUUUUAAAACUAGCAAGUGAAUUCAUCAUUUGAUGAGGCUCUUGCAGUUUGGCUUGUUGGUAUCUUUAGCGUCUGGACUCGCUGCAAUCCUCGUCUACAUCACCGGCGUCACUCAUCUCUAUGAUAAUUAUCAGCCCUCGAAUGAAGACUUGAAAGCCUUGCAGUCUUUGCAGCGCAACUUCCAGAAGUGUGUGAGAGCAAAUGGAUUAGGUUUGCAAGCUGUGAGUGGUAAAGAUUAUUGCCAAGUAUCGAUUUACUUCCCUAGUGACACUGUCCCCAAAUGGAAGGAUCCUAAAACUGGUGAACUAGAAGGUUUGUCAUUUGAUUUUAAUCUGUGUGAAGCUGUGGCUACAUGGGAACAGGUGCGCAAUAGUACCACAAUACUCACCAGGGAGUUCAUCGAUGCUUUGCCAAAUGGAUGGGAGGAAUAUGCCUGGCACAGGAUCAAUAAGGGAAUACUUCUCAAUCGCUGCAAGAAUAAGACUCUAUGUGUGGAGAAACUUUCACUGGUACUUCCUGAUACUCCACCGUAUCUUCCUCGGCAAUUUGGUCGAUGUGCUGUUAUUGGUAACUCGGGAGAUCUUCUUAAGACAAGUUUUGGGAACGAGAUAGAUGGUUAUGAUGCUGUCAUUAGAGAAAAUGGUGCUCCAAUUCAGAACUAUUCAGACUAUGUGGGCAAGAAGAGUACAUUUCGUCUUCUUAAUAGGGGAUCUGCCAAAGCUCUUGAUAAAGUUGUGGAGUUAGAUGAAACAAGGAAGGAGGUCCUGAUCAUUAAGACGACAAUUCAUGACAUUAUGAGAAAAAUGAUACAGGAUGUUCCGAUAAAAAAUCCUGUAUAUCUUAUGCUAGGUGCUUCCUUUGGUUCAGCAGCUAAAGGAACUGGGCUCAAGGCUCUUGAAUUUGCUCUCUCUAUUUGUGAAUCAGUGGAUAUGUAUGGAUUCACUGUGGAUCCCGGUUAUAAAGAAUGGACUAGAUAUUUCUCCGAAUCUCGACAAGGUCAUACUCCUUUGCAUGGUAGGGCUUACUAUCAAAUGAUGGAGUGUUUGGGACUGAUCAAAAUCCACUCUCCCAUGCGAGCUGAUCCAAACCGUGUUGUAAAAUGGGUACCAAGCCUUGACACAAUUAGAGCUGCUAGAAUCGCAUCAGGUAAAUUAUUGAGGAGGGUUGGAGCUGGGUCUGCAGAUCCAUUAGCCGCAUGUUCAAUUAUUGGAAAGCAAGCUCAGAGAAAGUCUAGAGCAUUGAGAAACAUCAGAAAGGUUGCUGCUGACCACAAAAAAUUUGUGAAGGGCGUAACCAUGUACCCUUUGGAGCACAGUCUAGGAGAUGGGGUACUCUGCACAGUGCCAGCUUAACAGAAUCCUGCGGAGCUGACUGACAUGUAGUUUAUAUUUGUUUACCAAUUAGCAAAAUUGGAUGAAGAAAUUGCCGCAAGCAGAGCAUUUAUCUGGUAGCAGCAAGUAUCUGGCAGCCCAUGUUAAAGAGUUUGGUUAGGGCGUGAAGAUUUUUAAAAGGCUCGGCUUUUUUCUCACAAGUUUUGAUAGAUUUUGCAUUUUUUCUAAUUCCGGCAGCGUCCAUUUCUUUAUUUGGAAGUCCUAUUCAUUAUUAUUUUUCAAUGGUAUUGGGUUA
This is a messenger RNA of Juglans microcarpa x Juglans regia, 2074 nucleotides long. RefSeq names its product sialyltransferase-like protein 2. Bases 481 to 1800 code for a protein of 439 amino acids. NCBI's taxonomy places the organism in Eukaryota, Viridiplantae, Streptophyta, Magnoliopsida, Fagales, Juglandaceae. The transcript is spliced from 13 exons. The record is from RefSeq and is a predicted model, not a curated record. Gene Ontology annotation, molecular function: sialyltransferase activity.